UGGAGAGAGACGACGACACCAGCAGCACGGCGCUCCGGGGAAACACCAUGCAUCUUAGGCUGAAAGGACGACUGCAGCCUCACAUUAUUUCGCAUUCUUAUUUUUGAUUUCUGUUUUUUUUUGUGUGUGUGUGUGUGUGUGUGUUGUUGCGUGUUUUCUUUCUCUUUUUCCCCCUCCUUUUCACCCAAUCUCUGACGCGCAAGGACACUACAGCAUCCAUCCACGGCAGAAACGCUCGCAUAAAGCAUCCUCUGUACAGACGCACCACCAUCCUCAUCCUUCCUUCCUUCCUCCUACUCUCCUCCUCUCCUCUCUCCUGUUCUGUUCUAACCCAGAGGACAUCGGGACCGCUUCUCCCCCCCUUUGCCCGGAGACAUGGAUCUAUGGUUUCAUUCGAUCCGGAUUUGCUGGUGGAGGGUUUUGUUUCUGAUGAGUGUUUUCCAGGACUAUCUGAGCUCCAUGCUGGACUGCCCGCCGACCUGCAGCUGCUCUCAAACAGAGAUCUAUUGCAAUAAGUCCGACAGCGGCAGGUUUUUCCCUUUACUCGCCCUGCAAGAUACUGGUAGCAAUGGGACCAGCGUUGACAUAGCAGAGUUAUUCAAAAACAUCACCUCUAUACACAUAGAGAACUGGACAGGAUUGCAGACUCUGAGAGACGUUGAUAUGGAGCUCUACACUGGACUGCAGAGACUAACUAUCAUGAAUUGCAACCUGAGGGUGAUCCAGGCCCGAGCUUUUGCUCAGAAUCCACACCUACGCUACAUAAACUUGUCAAAGAAUCCUCUCACCACUCUGUCAUGGCAGCUCUUCCAGCACCUCCAACUCUCCGAGCUGCGUCUGGAUGGCGUGGUGUUUGACUGCGGCUGUGAUAUCCGCUGGAUCCAGCUGUGGCAGCAGAGAGGAGAGGCCGUGCUCCACACACAGCAGCUGUACUGCAGGAACGGAGCCUCCAAGAUACCACUGCACAACAUGUACAUCCACAACUGUGACCUACCAGAGAUCAGCGUGAGCCACAGCAGUGUGUUGGUGAUGGAGGGCGACAAUGUGACGGUGAGCUGCAAUGGAUCUGGAUCACCGCUGCCAGAGGUGGACUGGACUGUCAGUGGCCUGCACUCCAUCAACACACACCUGUCCAAUGUGUACUGGCCAAACAUCCACUCUAUCAACCUGACUCUUUUCAACAUCAGCCGAGAUGACAACAACUUCCAGCUGACCUGCAUUGCAGAGAAUGUGGUGGGGAUGACCAACUCCUCCAUCCAGCUCAACGUACAAUUCCCUCCAGUUAUCCUGAGACUGGCUGAGCCCGAGCAGCGCCACGAUACCUGCAUCGAGUUCACAGUUCGAGGCUACCCCCAUCCCAAGCUGCGUUGGUUCCACAAGCAAAGGGAGAUUCUCCAGAAUGAGUACAUCCGAACUGAGAUGGACUUCUACCAGGACUAUCUGGAGGGCUGCCUGACCUUUCAGAACCCAACGCAUAUCAACAAUGGCAACUACACUUUGGAGGCAAGCAACCCUCUGGGAACGGUCACCAAGACAGUGUAUGGUCACUUCCUCAUGGCCCCGGGCAUCGAUGAUGAAGACAUAGUGGAACUAGUUCCUUCGACGCCAUCAGAUGGUGAUUCAAGCCGACCAGAAGAAGAUACAUUUGGGGUUUCCAUCGCUGUGGGUUUGGCCGGCUUUGCUUGCGUCCUCCUCCUUGUCCUUUUUGUUCUCAUCAACAAAUACGGCCGGCGCUCCAAAUUCGGUAUGAAAGGUCCAGUAGCUGUGAUCAGUGGUGAGGAAGACUCUGCCAGUCCUCUUCAUCAUGUCAACCAUGGGAUUAUUACCCCCUGUACUCUGGAUGCGGGUCCUGAUGCGGUUGUCAUAGGGAUGACUCGUAUUCCUGUGGUGGAGAACCCUCAGUACUUUAGACAUGGACACAACUGCAAUAAGCCAGCCACCCUUGUCCAACAUAUAAAGCGGAGAGACAUCAUCCUGAAAAGGGAGUUGGGUGAAGGAGCUUUCGGUAAAGUGUUCCUGGCAGAGUGUUACAACCUCAGCCCCACCAAGGACAAGAUGCUGGUGGCUGUCAAGACACUGAAAGAUCCCAACCUGUCGGCAAGAAAGGACUUCCAGAGGGAGGCAGAGCUGCUGACUAACCUGCAGCACGACCACAUCGUUAAAUUCUACGGAGUGUGUGUAGACGGAGACCCUCUCAUCAUGGUGUUCGAAUACAUGAAGCAUGGAGACCUCAACAAAUUCCUCAGAGCCCACGGCCCAGACGCCAUGAUUCUGGUAGACGGCCAACCACUGCAGUCCAACGGAGAGCUGGGUCUUUCCCAGAUGCUGCACAUCGCCACCCAGAUUGCCUCGGGCAUGGUCUACCUGGCCUCCCAGCAUUUUGUUCACAGAGAUCUGGCAACCCGCAAUUGCCUGGUGGGCAAUGGCCUGCUGGUUAAGAUUGGAGACUUCGGCAUGUCCAGGGACAUCUACAGCAGUGACUACUACAGGCGUGACAGCUGGGCCAGUUCGGACUUUGCUGGGGGCCACGCCAGAAGUUAUGAAGUACUUGCCUGCUGGGUUGGAGGACAUACCAUGUUACCUAUUCGCUGGAUGCCCCCGGAAAGCAUCAUGUACAGGAAAUUCUCCACGGAAAGUGACGUCUGGAGCUUUGGAGUCAUCUUGUGGGAGAUCUUUACCUAUGGGAAGCAACCUUGGUUUCAGCUGGGUAAUAACGAGGUUAUUGAGUGCAUAACCCAGGGUCGGGUUCUGGAGAGGCCACGGAUUUGUCCUAAGGAGGUGUAUGACAUCAUGCUGGGCUGCUGGCAGAGGGAACCACAGCAGCGACUGAACAUUAAGGACAUUCAGAAGGUCCUGUUCGCCAUGGGAAAAGCCACACCGGUCUACCUGGACAUCCUGGGCUAGCAGCGGCCGGGGGGUGGCCCGUUCUUCGCCAGACAGACAGAUCGACAGAGACAGACAGACAGACUGACCCACACAAAUCCAGGAAUAACCAAACCAACCUGUUCCACUGUCGAAAAAAACACCUACAAUGUUUUGGAAGGACUUAAGUGCCUGCAACACUUUUGGAUAUAGUGGAUAAAACGUAUUCAAAAAACACGCACUUUUACAUUUUGUUUACUUGCGCAUAAGAUGUACAGGUUUGAAGAAGACUUUUUUUCCUCAAAAAACUGCAAAAAUACACCGAAAUGGAGACGAAAAGAAAGUAAAGUGGACUGGCAAUAGGAAAAUGACCACAGUUUGAUUAUAUUAUGGAGAGAACACAUCAGAGUUAGAAUCUAUCCUGGGUUUGUUUUAUGAAUAUAUAUAGAAAUAUUACAUAUAUUUUAUAUUUAUUUCAUUUUGUCAGGGUGUUGAAGGGUCUGCCAUGUGUGUUGCUAAGGGCUCGGCCCUGUCUGAAGACGUCACGGACAGACUCUUGGCAGGGACUUGUCGAUGGUAGCCUUACUUGCACUCUGAUUGGCUGGCACUGAGCUUUUAAUGGGAACUUUGCCUCUGUGGAAUAACACUGGAGGGUUGACAGGAAGGAGCGCUCCGUAGAGGCCCUACCCAAUCAGACAACUGACAAAUCUAUUUUAAUUUAAAAACAAUGUACAUAUUGUAAAAUUCUAUGUGUCAAAAUUAUGUUAACUUAUUUUUUCGCGUGUUAUUUUGGUUCCUUUUCUGACUGUGAUCUGGGUGGGUAAAGUAUAAAGCUAUGGUAUUUGUUUUCAUCCUAGUCUAGUGGAGAUUUCUCUUGGGAAUUACCUGUGUCAGUGCUGGUAAGUUGUCUUAUGUUGUGAAGGUGAAUGGCAGUGAAUACUGUUCGAAAAAUCCACUGACACUGAAUCAUAGAGACUGCAGAAUUGGGGACAACUUGGAGCCAUCAACACGACACUUUUCCGAAGAGGUGAUGAAACCUCAUAUUCACUUUCCAGUUCAUUUGCUUUUUAUGGCAAGAAUAAUGUGUUGAGAGAAAAAAAAAUACACCACACCCCUCCAACACAUAGACACGCUUUGAGAAACUGUUCUGUCAUUUUUAGGCUUUUUGGUGUGAAGCUGCUUUUCCACUCUAAAGAAAACAUUUUUGUAACUGGAAGUAUAAAUCAUUCACAAGUGUGUGCCUCGCAUACACAGCCUAAGAAGAGUAAAAAAUAAAAUCUGCGAAAUUUACUAUGAGCAAAUCAACACCACUCACAUAUCUGUCAGCUAAAUAUGAAGCGACAGCAUAAAGACUGGAAACAGGGUUAAACCGUUAGCCUCGCUUUCUCCACUUACCAGCACCAGUAACGCUGAUUAACUAACCUGUUAAAUCUCUUUCAAAAGCACAUUGACAUUUAAAAGCAAUUAACUAAAAACCCAGUCUUCGAAUUUGAGCCGUACACUUAUUAAUUAAAUACAUGCUAAAUUAUAAUAUCAUCAUUUUAUGAGCGAUAGAUUGAGUAGUAGUAAUAAGUUUUUCACAGCCAAAAUAUCUACUAGAGGAUGGGCUAGCUAGGCUUGGCUCUCUAUGUCCUGUUUGUUUCAUCUGUACAUAAACCGAGGUGUAAAAAGUAACCUCUGUAAAGGCUUCACCUUUACCUAUGGUUUUGUUAAGAUUUAACACUUCAAAUAUAACAUGUUAAUUGCUGAGCUUUAGAGGUGCUGAUAGGCAGAUUUUGUUACCUUAGGACAGAGCCAUGCUAGCUGUUAUCCCUUGUUUCAGAUCUUUGUGUUAAUAAGCUAACCGGCUGCUGGAAGUAGCUUCAUAUUUACUGUACAGACAUGAGAGUGGUAACGCUUUUCUCAUCUAACUGUCAAGGCAGCAAAUAAGUGUAUUUUUCGACAUUUUAGGUUAAUACCAUAGGAAUCCUGUCGCUUCACAGGCUGAGCAAAGAAACACUAUGACUUCUUCGCUUGCAUUUCCUUUACAAGAACAAAAGAAGAACACUUUUUCUUAUUCAUCAGCUGUACAUGACUCACAGUCACGCUUUUCUUCCUCGCACUCGUGGCCUUUGCAUGUUUAGCAGUGAUGAGGUUUUACACCCGUCUGUUGCUUUGAUAAAAACCUCUUCUGUUACGACCAGAGAGGAGCCACUGAAGCAGGUAGAUACUUGUGUUGAUUUAUGGGCGGUCCAUCAAAAAUAAUAAUCACUCUAAUGGAUCAGCUAAUUGUGUGGUAUUACGCGUUCCAUAUUUUUGAUAAUUACAGUAUUUAAUGAACUGGAAAACAUGACAAGAGUUUUGUUCCAAAAUGUGAGAGAAAAACAUGACCCCAAAAAAGCUUAACAGCGAAAGAAAAACUAAAACCAAAUGAUAUUGCUUUUAAAGAAUAGUUCAUCAUUAAGUACUCAGUUGACGAAUUAAGUUCAUUUUUACAGAGUGGAUCCUGUAGAUUGCUCCGUCACUGAAUGAUAAACCUCAGGCAACGAUUUUAUUUUAUGUUGUGUCUGGAUAUAUAGCGUUUUGGAGUGGAACUCUUCACAUUUCUUCCUUAUUCUUCCUAUUAUCUUGCUGACAUAAAUUCUCACAUUAUCACAGUGUUGUCUCUGUUCCCCUUGGGACUAUGUAAAUCAUUAUUUCAAGUAUUUUAUAUGAAAGGCAGGAUCAAAUCCAACGAGUUACCCAAAGCAUUCAGUUUUUGUGUAUUCUCUUGUGGUAAAGAUAAACGCUUAAAGACAUUAUGACAGAUCGUGAGCAUUUGCAGGGUAUUGUAAUCCUUUCAUGGUGAGUUGAAUAUUGUUUUCAAAGUUUUCUUUUUUUUUCUUCUUUUUUUGGACAAACUAACUGAACACUUUUUGAAACAAAGUUGGCAUAUUACCAUGUACACGUUACAGAAUAUAAAAAUGUGGUAUAACAACUGCAGUAUAUAAAAUACUGGUAUUCCAUGAUAGAUCUUUGUAUUAAUGUGACUCUCUUAAGAAAAUGUCUUCAAACAAUCAGAUGAUCUCCUUUUCCAUUUUGUCCUGUCUUAUAAAGAUGUGUAAAUUUGACAAAAUCUUGUCUUCAUCUAAAUCUGUGAGAAAGCUGAACAGCAUGUGUUCAGUGUGCAUUCUGUGUUAUCUGCUGUUCCAUCCACUCAAAACAAAAGAAACGAAAGUAUCUUUUUCUGACCUAUGGAUAGGUCAGAGGUCAGGACAGACGACAGAUCAGCUGCUGUGAAGCUAGUAUUGAUUUAGUGUUUAUCUCCUUCAGCAGGUCAGCCUUUCUGAAUUUUCUGUUUAAUUAUCUGUUUGUUUUGUUUCAGCAAAUACACAUCAUCUUUCUUUCUAUUUUCUUUUUUUAUUGUGAUUGGUCAAGUCUGAACACAGAAGCCAUACACAUAUCAGCACAAUUCAAUCUCUCCAGGUGUUUAUCUGCGAUGGCAUCUCUGAUGUCCGUCGCAGAUAAACACUCCUUAUAAUUUGAGGAUCUUUCUUCGUAAUUAUCAUUUUUUGACAUUUUCUUUAGUAUCAAAAGUAAUCCACUUCAUUUAUGUCUACCUUAUCAGUAUUAAGGCCCAGAAAUAUGUUUCUUUGUGGUAUAUCACAAACCUGUAGUCAUAUAUGCAAAAACAAACUACAGCAAAACUGUCCUACAACAUGUAUGGUACCACUCACAGGCAAUUUCAGAAAAGCCCAAAUUAACUAAUGAUCAUUAACGAUCAUAUGGUAAAGGUACAGCAUGAUAUACUUAUUUAGUUAUCACACCAGCAACUAGAAAACCAAACAAUAUUAGGCUGAUGGAUCCAGUAGUAUGCGAGAUUCACACACCCCACACACACACCUGGCAGAGAUAAUAAUAUUGUCCACUUUCUCACCACAACAAGCAAGCAAACAGUAGUUUGCACAAUGU
Molecule: messenger RNA, 6792 nt
Organism: Micropterus salmoides (largemouth bass)
Lineage: Eukaryota; Metazoa; Chordata; Actinopteri; Centrarchiformes; Centrarchidae
Gene: ntrk3b
Product: neurotrophic tyrosine kinase, receptor, type 3b
Exons: 18
Coding region: 376-2904 (842 amino acids)
Biological process (GO): positive regulation of kinase activity; multicellular organism development; regulation of phosphatidylinositol 3-kinase/protein kinase B signal transduction
Cellular component (GO): axon; signaling receptor complex; plasma membrane
Molecular function (GO): transmembrane receptor protein tyrosine kinase activity; neurotrophin binding; neurotrophin receptor activity
Source: RefSeq, a predicted model, not a curated record